Messenger RNA from Leptomonas pyrrhocoris, 711 nucleotides. RefSeq lists its product as hypothetical. Gene Ontology annotation, biological process: peroxisome organization. The record is from RefSeq and is a predicted model, not a curated record. The transcript has a single exon. NCBI's taxonomy places the organism in Eukaryota, Euglenozoa, Kinetoplastea, Trypanosomatida, Trypanosomatidae. Bases 82 to 711 code for a protein of 209 amino acids.
GUUACAUAUUACUCACAUAAUUGAAUAAUUUACGUUUUUGUGGCAGUCUCGAUAAGCAGUUGUUCUGCACGUGCUCUGAAAAUGGGUCGCGCGAUUCGUCGUUCUCUCUUUGACGAAGUCUCCGAGCGUCUUCAUGUUUCGACCACAGCCCUGGUGGCCAUCGUUGUCGGCGCAGUCACGUUGUAUUUAUUCUGUCGCCGAAAAGGAGCUCCGUCUCGCCCCUCGACUAUCGUGAGACGGCCCUUAAAUGCGCCGAAAACUGAAGGAGAGCAGUCGGACGUGAUGACGCGAAUCAAGCAGAGCGGCUUUGUCGGGAAAAAGGUCUGCAUUGCCUGGGAAGUUCUGCACGACGGAAAGGCAUGGAAAGCUGACGGAAAGGCUUUAAGUGUGCUUCAGUUUUAUGCGUUCACCUCCGAGGUGUAUCUGAUGUGCUGCAUUAGGAAUGCAGACGACAAGAAACGCAUUAUUGGCCUUGUUAACGGCAUUGACGGCAUCGAGCGACACCGCGUUCUCUUCUGCACCACGCAAAAGGGGUACGAGGCGUUCACACGGCAGAUCGACCCUAGUCUUCUCAUCACGAAUGAUCCUGCGCAAGUCUCAUUUUUGAAGCGUAUCAUUCAAACCUUAGUUCUUGUUGAGGGAAGUGGAGCGGUGGGAAACAACGUUUUGUGUGUCCCGUCAGUUGCGGCGCUUGCAGUUGACACGGAGUGA